Messenger RNA from Didymosphaeria variabile, 2280 nucleotides. RefSeq lists its product as uncharacterized. The coding region runs from base 1 to 2280 and encodes 759 amino acids. The record is from RefSeq and is a predicted model, not a curated record. NCBI's taxonomy places the organism in Eukaryota, Fungi, Ascomycota, Dothideomycetes, Pleosporales, Didymosphaeriaceae. The transcript is spliced from 4 exons.
AUGUCCAUGGCACCCACGUCGAGAUCCAAAUUCUUCUCAUGGGGAUCCAAGAGCGGCCGGCAGCAACCGAACCAGGAAAUCUACUAUCGCACAGGAGGCCUCCUACAGAUCGAUACGACCAUUGGGAACGAAGACCAAUUCGUGCAAUGCGUAGACGUAGGCAACACCAAGGAUACAAUAUGGCGUCGAAAUCUAAAGAACCUUUCCAUCAUUCCGCCAAACUAUAUCACCGGUCAGAGUCCCAACUCAGCGAUCCAGCAUGACGUCCUGGUCAAAUCAGCACCUAAUCUACUCGCCGUCUUCAGUGACACUACUUUUCCUGCUACUUCAGGACUGAGCCCUACUACGUGCAUCAAAUCUAAAUACUCUGUUCCGCCAUCGCCAGCGCUACCAGCAGAGCUCCCAGGGUCCACCCCGCUUGACAUUCAGGUUUAUUCGGCUCCAGCAACUCCACCACCUGAACCUCAUGCAGAGUCGAUCCCCAGCAGUGCAGUGACUAGCGUCCGCAGCAUGUUUUCCCUGAGCUCGGGCAACGCUAAGACUGGCCCAUCAAAGGUGCCGCAACAUCGGAAAAGUGCAAAUGACUUGCAAAAACGAUCAAAGGCGCGACCUAGUUUGAUUGCUUCACCGUCCUCCACCGAUAGUAAAAUCACAACGUUGUCUACUUCAUCUAGUGACAACGCGAGUAGCGCUAAUUCAACGAAGACACGCAUAGGGCCUGAUACGAUAGUAGAAGGGAAGCAGUGGCACACUGUGGAAGAGGUCACCAUACAACCUACCGCAAGCAAACAAUCAUCAACGACGCGAACUAAACAAUUAGAUGAACUCAAGGCAACAGUCACAGCGCAAGAUCAGACAAUCUCAACAUUACAGUCGCAAUUCGCUAGUUUGCGGGCGUCCCACGAAGCUCAUGUCAAUAGCCUGGUCAAUGCGCACUCUGCAGAAGUCUCAGCGCUGAGAGACUACACAAAGUCGCUUGAAAGCCAACAGAAAAGCCUCCAUCAUGCAUCUAGUAAUCAUUUGUUGUUCAUGCUCGAUACUACGGAUAACCCGCUGUCGCCGAAGCGAGAAAGUCCAUUCUCUUCUGCCGGUAGCACACCUGCUAGCUCGAUCCGGUCAAUCAAGCCAUCACAAGAAAACCCACGCUCGCCCCUCCGAUCGCGAAACAAUGCCGAGAUGGAGAAUCUCAAGAAGAAGCUUAGCAUGGCAAGGAAGCCCGAUACUGGCAAUGGAGAUGCGGUGCGCGAGCUGAGUCUGUACAAGCAGAAUAACGAAGCCCUCCAAAAACAACUUGAAUCGCUCAUGAAGAAGCUCAAUCAGUCUGAAGAAGAAGGGCGAAAGCAGAGGCGUACGCUUGAAGAAACUCAGAAGGCUUGCAACGAGUGGCAAGAGAAGGCAAGCAAGGCUGAAGAGUUGAAGAAAAGCACUAUGGCAUUGCAAAAUACGAUUGACCAUCUCGAGUAUCGACUGGAGCUGGCUAAUGUUGAUAAGGUGGAUGCGGAGGAGCAACUGCUCAAUUUGCGAUCGCACAGGAUUCCCUUUGAUCCAAAGUCACCAAAGCUACAACUUCCAGAUAACCGACAGAGCACCCGCACCAGCAUGAGCACCGUGUUUGCCAACGAAUCUCCAAUUAGCCAAAGCGACCAAGAACCAACAACGCUGGCCGCCUUCAUCUCCCAUAUUGAGCGACUGCAAGAGCAGGUCCGCGUGAAAGACAUGCAAAUCGCCGAACUCGAUGCUGACAACAACCAACUAACCGUAAAAUACAAUAAGAUGCGGAGCGACGCACGAGGGUUGGUUCUUCAGUCCGACAUUCAUGAUCAGCUUCUCCAGAAGGCCAAGCAGAAUGAAAUUCACAUCGAGGAGCUGCGUAGCGCUAUCAUCACACGUGAGGCUAUGAUUGGCGAGAAGAGCAAGGUACUACAACAAACCGAACGACAAUUGAGUCAUCACAAACUUCUCCUGGAAGCCGAGAUUCGACGUCAUGCAAAUCUAUUGCUCCUUGCAGAUGCCGAAGGCAACCCACUACCUGAGCUCACAUCUCUGGCUUCCAAGGACGACAUCGACCGCUGGAUCGAACGACUCCAAAAGCAGCUGAAUAAGGACAAAGCGGAAAAGAUUGGCAGCAAAGCUGGCGAUGAAAGCACGAUUGAAGCUCUUCGCCGAGAGAACGACUUCUACAUAAGGGAGAUAAUAUACUAUAAGCUUGAUUGCAGGGGCUACAAGUCGGAUAUCAAGAAGCUCAAAAAAGAUCGCUGCGCAGAUGGGAGGUCACGAUAG